UGAAACACAGAACCCAGAGAUAUAGCUGAGAUAUUCCCUCCCGUCAAGAUAUUGUUCAGUAAUCAGUUGGUGUUCAGCGAUCAUAUUUGUUGCGUGUCGACAGCGAACGUUAUACUUCAACAGUGAAGGGAAUUUUGAAUUCGUUCUAAUAAUACUUCAGAUCUUAAAAUGGCUCGUACCAAGCAAACAGCUCGUAAAUCCACUGGAGGUAAAGCGCCAAGGAAACAGUUGGCUACCAAGGCUGCGAGAAAAUCGGCUCCUUCAACUGGAGGAGUGAAAAAACCCCACAGAUAUCGUCCAGGUACUGUCGCUCUUCGUGAAAUCAGAAGAUACCAAAAAUCCACUGAAUUGCUCAUCAGAAAACUGCCAUUCCAGCGUUUAGUGAGAGAAAUCGCACAAGAUUUCAAAACUGAUCUCCGUUUCCAAUCGGCAGCUAUUGGCGCUCUUCAAGAAGCCAGCGAAGCCUACUUGGUAGGUUUGUUUGAAGACACUAAUUUGUGUGCUAUCCAUGCCAAGCGUGUCACUAUUAUGCCCAAGGACAUCCAACUGGCCCGUAGAAUUCGUGGAGAAAGAGCCUAAGAAGUUGACUUAUUUAUACAAUCAUAUUACUAUGUUUUCUUACGAUUUGAAAUAUCCUGUCAACCUUCACAUUACAAAAUUUAUUUUGUAAACCAGAAAAUGUUCAUAAUUUUCUUUGAAUAUAAUAAUUAAGAUGAAAGGUGUUCACUUAAACGUAAUAUUUUUUUUUACUGACGGGAUUAUUGGAUGAAUGUUUUUAGUUAAGUUUUAUAGGUUAAUUUUGUGUAUUUAGUGAUGUAGAGCCAUGUAUUAAUAAAAAUUCUAAAUAUAUUAAAAUAUUUCUAUACUCUA
Harmonia axyridis is the source of this 870-nucleotide messenger RNA. RefSeq names its product histone H3.3A. Gene Ontology annotation, cellular component: nucleosome. Gene Ontology annotation, molecular function: DNA binding; structural constituent of chromatin; protein heterodimerization activity. The record is from RefSeq and is a predicted model, not a curated record. The coding region runs from base 169 to 579 and encodes 136 amino acids. The transcript has 3 exons. Lineage: Eukaryota; Metazoa; Arthropoda; Insecta; Coleoptera; Coccinellidae.